AUGAAAGCGUGGUCAUGUGCCGGUCAGGCAGAGGUAGUUACUCGAGGAACCAAGCGAUGUACCAAAGAGUUACUAAAAAGCAUCACCACCAUCGCCGAACAACCAACCCCGAGGAAAAAGCCGAAACAAUGCCGCUUGCCACGCUCAUACAAACCCAGAGUCGGUACCGCCAACACCAACACCUCCGGUAACUCGGACUCAACCUCCCCAACAACCAAACAAACCUUCAACCACAGUAAUAGUACGUCCACCCAGUCUCCCAUCUCUCCAACCUCUCGACAAACACCUCCAACCCCCAUAACCACGCACCCCCACCACAUCUCCCCCUCCCACCCCUCCCGCACCCGCAAACUCACCCUCCGCUCCCGCGGCCUCAUCCCCCUCCCAUCCUCUCUCACAUCCAUCACACCCAAACACACCCGUCUUUCCCCUGCAUCCCACGCCCUCCUCCUCAAAAAGGCUUCCCACCUCUCCCAAUAUGAACCCCUCGUCAUCCCCCGCUCCUUUCGACGACAUAAGAAAACCACCGUAGAUGCCACGCUAGCGUUUGCGCAAUCCGAAGCCGGAACGGCGUUUUGUAUUAGGGAGGAUGGACUGUUGUUGACGGCGGCGCAUUGUGUGGCUGAGACGGGGGUGGAGGCGGUGGGGAGGGUGUUUUGGUUGGUUAUGUCGGCGGGGGAGGGGGAUGGGGAGGAUGGGAAGGAGUGGUGGGGGUGGUGGAAGGUCGGGGAGGAGGAUGGGGAGGAGGAUGAGGAGGGUUCGGGAGCGAAGGGCGGGCGUGGAGGGUUGGGGAGGGAGAAGGAGAGGGAGAGCUCAAGGUCGAGGAUUGUGGGUGCCAGGUGUAUAGCGUGGGAUUUGGGGAGGGAUUUGGCGCUAUUGAAGGUUACGCAUGCCCAACAACAACCGGAGGCUUGUGGCUUUUCUUCUGGAAGGAAAACGGCGGGUAGUAAUGAGAUCAAUUUCUCAGGGAAAGGGAAAGGGAUAGUAAGCUUCCCUUGUGUUAAACUACCCCCACGCCACCAACCCGGAUCCUCACCCGGACCCGCAUCAGGUAAGAAGACAUGGAAAGAACCACCCCUCAACACCCCCUUAGUAGCAAUCGGCCAUCCAGCCGACGAACACCCAGACGAUCCGCCAGGCGUCAAGGCGGUCGGAUCGGAGCACCGCCGAGUAUUACAACUGUCGUCGGGGCGAUAUCUCGGGAUUGCGCCGGACAAGGUCAGCAACCCGCAGGAUAACUCGGACACGGGCGCGAUGCAGCAUGAUUGCUGGACGUACUGGGGAUAUAGCGGCGGGCCGAUCUUUGAGCGGGAUUCGGGGGUGUUGGUGGGUGUCCAUGUGGAUUGGAACCCGGAGGAGCCGUUGGUGAAGAGGGCGGUGCCGUGGUGCGCUGUGGAGGGGUUUUUGGAGGAGAAUGGGUUUUGGAGUUGAUCAUUAUCGGGUUUAGAGUAGAAUAAGCAUUCAGGAUGAGAAAGUGUCACGGAGAUAUUUACUUAACGAUACGAGAACAGAAAGACUGUGUGUCUUUUGACAAAAUGUCAAAGAAUUCAAUUGUCAAAAAGAGCUGAUAACCGACUAGAUGGCAAGAUUACCUGAGUGCGCCUUCUCACGCCAGCCAAGUCAAACAGAUCCCAAAUCCCGUGUCAUAUCCCAUACUAUUGUUAU
Neurospora tetraspora is the source of this 1665-nucleotide messenger RNA. RefSeq lists its product as uncharacterized. Lineage: Eukaryota; Fungi; Ascomycota; Sordariomycetes; Sordariales; Sordariaceae. The transcript has a single exon. The coding region runs from base 1 to 1431 and encodes 476 amino acids. The record is from RefSeq and is a predicted model, not a curated record.